GUGCGGCUGGGUAGCCUGGCGCGCGGUGUCCGCAGUCUGAGGUCUGCCGCCCGCGGCAGCGCAGGGCAGCGGGGCAGAGCGCGGCUCCCGCCCGCCCGCCCGGUGCGCCGGAGCUGGGACCAGCGACUGGACGCGACGGGCCGGCAGGCCCGCACCGCCUGGCCGCCGCGAUGUGCGACUGCUUCCACAUGGUGCUGCCUACCUGGCCCGGAACCCCCGGCAGCGUGUCUGGCCGACAGCUGCAGCCCAGGGAGCCAGAUGCAGAAACUGAAGAUGACCACUCUGUGACUGAAGGGCCUGCAGAUGAGGUCAUUCGACCACGGCCACAGGGGUCCUCACCUGUCUACGAAUACACGACUGAGGCUGCUGACUUUGGACUCCAGGAAGACGCUCCCGGCAGGCAAGGUUCCGCUGGGAGACGGAGAUCCUGGUGGAAGCGGGAUUCAGGGGACUCACGGACAUUUUUCAGGAUGAGUCGUCCAGAGUCCAUGCAGGAGGCAACAGAGGUGACGCUGAAGACAGAGGUGGAGGCGGGAGCCAGUGGCUACAGUGUCACAGGCGGUGGGGACAAGGGGAUCUUUGUCAAGCAAGUGCUGAAGGACUCCUCAGCUGCCAAGCUUUUCAACUUGAGAGAAGGGGAUCAGCUGCUCAGUGCAACCGUGUUCUUUGACAACAUAAAAUAUGAAGAUGCUCUCAAAAUCCUUCAGUACUCAGAGCCUUACAGGGUUCAGUUCAAAAUCAGACGGCAGCUCCCUGCUCCACAGGAUGAAGAGUGGGCCUCCAGCGAUGCCCAGCAUGGCCCACAGGGCAAGGAGAAGGAGGACACGGAUGUCGCUGAUGGAUGCAGAGAGACCCCCACGAAAACUCUGGAAGGAGAUGGGGACCAAGAGAGACUCAUCUCCAAACCCAGGGUGGGGAGAGGCAGGCAGACCCAGAGGGAGAGGCUCUCUUGGCCAAAAUUUCAAUCCAUAAAGAGCAAGCGGGGGCCGGGACCCCAGAGGUCACACAGCUCGUCAGAGGCCUACGAGCCCAGGGACGCACAUGACGUGUCCCCUACAAGCACAGACACAGAGGCCCAGCUCGCAGUGGAGCGCCAAGAGCAGAAGGCAGGGCCGGGCAGCCAGAGGAGGCGGAAGUUCCUCAACCUGAGAUUCAGGACAGGCUCGGGACAGGGCCCUUCAUCAACAGGAGAGCCAGGCAGGGGGUCCCAGAGAGGGGUGGGCCGUGCUGGGGUCCUGGAAGAGUUGGGGCCCUGGGGUGAUAGCCUUGAGGACACUGGGGCUGCCACAGGCAGCAGGAGAGAGGAGAGGGCAGAACAGGAUCGAGAAGUGACACAGUUGCCCACAGAGCUGGGUGACCCUAGAGCUUGUGAGGGAACCCCUGAGGAAGGGGGACUCAGGGCAGCCAGGUUCCACAGAAAGACCCUGGAGGGGCAGGCACAGGAGACAGCAGUGGCCCAGAGGAAGCCCAGGGUCCAGCCAACUCCUGGAAUGAGCUGGGAGGGUGAAGGUGAGGGACUGCAGAGCCUGGAAAUUGGGAUCGCCAGACUGUCCUUGAGAGACACAACUGAAGGAGGCACACAGAUCGGCCCACCCAAAAUUAGGGUGCGAGUACACGAUUUAAAGACACCAAAAUUUGCAUUUUCCACCGAAAAAGAGCCAGAAAGAGAAAGGCGCAUUAGUGCCCCACAGCGAGGGAAAGGACAGGACCUGUACUCAAAAGUGGGUACUGGCCUCAAUGUUGAGGAGGUGGAAGGAGCAGGGUGGGAACCAGGCAGGGAACUAGCCACACAUGCAGAAGCACAAGACGGUGAAGGAGAUGGAGAAGGACUACAGAGGACAAGGAUCACCCAGGAACAGGACAAGGUCGGGGAAGACAGAGAAGGACAGAUGAGAAUGCCCAAGUUCAAGAUACCAUCCUUAGGAUGGUCGCCAAGCAAGCAGGCAAAGACAGGGAGAGAAAAAGCCACACAAGACACAGAGCAGGAAAGGGCAGGACAGGCCAUAGCAACAGCCGACAGAAGAGAACAGGGAGGCAUGGAGGCCGGACUAAAAGAUAAGGAAGAUAGAGACUCAAUGACAAACGAAACAAAAUUACAAUUAACACAUGACCAAAAACCCUUGAAAAAGGAACAAAUUCUGAAAGAAAAGGAUGUGGCCACCAAAGACAGCAAGUUCAAAAUGCCCAAGUUCAAGAUGCCAUCCUUCGGGAUGUCGGCCCCAGGCAAGUCCAUCGAGGCCUCGGUGGACAUGUCUGUGCCAAAGAUGGAGGCCGACGUGAGCCUCCCCUCCAUGCAGGGGGAUCUCAAGACCACUGACCUCAGCAUUCAGCCCCCUUCCGCUGACCUGGAGGUCCAGGCUGUCCAGGUGGAUGUUACGCUCCCGGAGGGCCACCUGCCCGAGGAAGCCGGCCUCAAAGGGCACCUGCCCAAGGUGGAGAUGCCCAGUUUGAAGAUGCCCAAAGUAGACCUCAAAGGCCCCCAGGUGGAUAUCAAGGGCCCCACGCUGGACCUGAAGUACCCCAAGGCGGAGGUGACGGCCCCCGACGUGGAGGUGUCUCUCCCCAACAUGGAGGUGGACAUCCAGACCCCAGGAGUCAAGCUGGAUGCUGUGCGGCUGGAGGGGGACCUAUCCCUGGCCGACAAGGGCGUGACCACCAAAGACAGCAAGUUCAAAAUGCCCAAGUUCAAGAUGCCAUCCUUUGGGGUGUCGGCCCCAGGCAAGUCCCUGGAGGCCUCGGUGGACGUGUCUGUGCCAAAGAUGGAGGCCGACGUGAGCCUCCCUUCCAUGCAGGGGGACCUCAAGACCACUGACCUCAGCAUUGAGCCCCCAUCAUCUGCUGAGCUGGAGGUCAGGCUUCAGGUGGACGUGAAGCUCCCGGAGGGUCACGUGCCAGGAGCUAGCCUCAAGGGGCACCUGCCCAAGGUGCAGAUGCCCAGUUUCAAAAGAUGCCCAAAGUGGACGUCAAGGUCCCAGCUGGACCUGAAGGCCCCAGGCGAGGUGAUGACCCCUGACGUGGAUGUGUCUCUGCCCAGCGUGGUGGACAUCCAGGCCCAGAGCCAAGCUGGACUGCGGCUGGAGGGAACUGUCCUGGCUGACAAGGAUGUGACUGCGAAAGACAGCAAGUUCAAAAUGCCCAAGUUCAAGAUACCUUCUUUCGGAGUGUCAUUCCCAGGCAAGUCAUUGAGGCCUCGGUGGACGUGUCUGCACGAGGUGGAGGCCGGCGUGAGCCUCAUCUCCAUGCAGGGUCUCAAGACCACGAGACAAAAGCUUCAGCCCCCUUCUGCUGACCUGGAAGUCCAGGCUGGCCAAGUGGACAUGGCCAGCUCCCAGAGAGCCCACCUGCCGAGCCGAGGCGUCAAGCACCUGCCCAAGGUGGAGAUGCCCAGUUUCAAGAUGCCCAAAGUGGACCUCAAGGGCCCCAGGUGCCAUCAAGGGCCCCAAGCUGGACCUGAAAGGCCCCAAAGGCGAGUGACGGCCCCUGACAGGGAGGUGUCUCUGCCCAGCAUGGAAGGUGGACAUCAGGCCCCGGUGGCCAAGCUGGGCGGUGCAGGGAUGGAGGGGACCUGUCCUAGCUGAGCAAGGAUGUGACUGCCGAAGACAGCAGGAUUCAAAAUGCCCAAGUUCAAGAUGCCAUCCUUAGGUGUCGGCCCAGGCAAGUCCAUCGAGGCCUCGGUGGACGUCUCUGUGCCAAAGAUGGAGACCAACGUGAGCCUCCCACUCCAUGCAGAGGACCUCAAGACCACUGACCUCAGCAUUCCCCCAUCCGCUGACCAGAGUCCAGGCUGUCAGGUGGAUGUGAUGCUACCGGAUGGCCACGUGCCGAGGCCAGACUCGAGGCACCUGCCCAAGGUGGAGAUGCCAAGUUUGAAGAUGCCCAAAGUGGACCUCAAGGGACCCCAGGUGGAUAUCAAGGGCCCAAGCUGGACCUGUAAAGGCCCCAAAGGCGCGGAGAAUUAGCUGACCCCCACGAUGUGGAGAGUGUCUCUGCCCAGCGUAGUGGACCACCAGACCCCAGGAGUCAAGCUGGAUGGCGUGCAGCUGGAGGGACCUGUCCUGGCCGACAGGACUGACAUAAAGACAACCAAAUUCAAAAUGCCCAAGUUCAGAUGCCAUCUUUUCGGACUGUCCGCCCAAGGCAAGUCCAUGGAGGCCUCAGUGGACAUGUCUGCCCCAAAGGUGGAGGCUGACGUGAGCCUCCCAUCCAUUCAAGGGGACCUCAAGACCACGAACCUCAGCAUUCAGCCACCCGCCGACCUGGAGGUCCAGGCUGGCCAAAUGGGCGUUACACUCCCGGAGGACCACCUGCCCGAAGCCAGCCUCAAAGGCACAUGCCCAAGGUACAGAUACAGUUUCAAGAUGCCCAAAGUAGACCUCAAAGGCCCCAGGUGGAUAUCAGACCCCAAGCUGGACCUGAAGCCCCAGGCGGAGGUGACAGCCCCGACAUGGAGUGUCUCUGCAGCGUGAGUGGACAUCCAGGCCCCAGAGGCCAAGCUGGACAGCGCCGCGACUGGAGGGGAACUAUCCCUGGCUGACAAGGAUAUGACCACGAAGACAGCAAGUUCAAAAAUGCCUGAAGUUCAAGAUGCAGUCUUUGGGGUGUCGGCCCCCAGGCAAGUCCGCCGAGGCCUCGGUGGAGCGUAUCCACAGUGCCAAGGUGAGCCAGCAAGGCCUUCCCUCAUGGAGGGACCUCAGCAGACUCCUGACCUCAGCAUUCAGCCCCUUCCUGGCUGACCUGGAGGUCCAGGCUGUCAGGUGGACGUGAAGCUCCCUGAGGACGUGCCCAGUGGGCCCGGCCUCAAAGGGCACCUACCGAAGGUGCAUAUGCCCAGUUUGAAGAUGCCCAAAGUGGACCUCAAGGGCCCCCAGGUGAAUAUCCGGGGAGCCCCAGGGACCUGGGGACCCAAGGUGCAGGUGACGGCCCCUGACGUGGAGGUGUCCGCCAGCAUGGAGGUGGAAAUCCAGGCCCAGGAGCCAAGCUGGAUGAUGCCCAGCUGGAGAAGAACUGUCCUGGCUGACAAGGACGUGACCACCAAACACAGCAAAUUCAAAAUGCCCAAGUUCAAGAUGCCAUCCUUGGGAGGUGUCGGCCCCAGGCAAGUCCUUGAGGCCUCGGUGGGCGUGUCUGUGCCAAAGUGAGGCCGAGCGUGAGCCUCCUCCAUGCAAGGGGACCUCAGCUCCAGCAACCAGAUUCAGCCCCCUUCCGCUGACCUGGAGGUCCAGGCUGUCCAGGUGGGCGUGGCGCUCCCAGAGGCCACAAUGCCCGAAGGAGCCCGACCUCAAAGGCACCUGCCCAAGUGCAGAUGCCCAGUGUCAAGAUGCCCAAAGUGGAGCGUCAAGGGCCCCAAGCUGGACCUAGAAGGCCCCAAGGCGGAAGUGAUGACCCCCGGCGUGGAUGUGUCUCUGCCCAGCGUGGAAAUUGGACAUCAGACCCAGAGCCAAGCUGGAGCGGCACCACGGCUGGGAACUGUCCUGGCUGACAAGGAUGUGACUGCGAAAGACAGCAAGUUCAAAAUGCCCAAGUAGAUGCCUUCCUUCGGAGUGUCGGCCCCAGGCAAGUCCAUCGAGGCCUCGGUGGACGUGUCUGUGCCAAAGGAAUGGAGGCCAACGUGAGCCUCCCUCAGGCAGGGGACCUCAAGACCCGGACCUCCAGCAUUCCCAGCCCCUUCCGCUGACCUGGAGGUCCAGGCUGUCCAGGUGGAUGUGACGCUACCAGAGGACCACGUGCCCGAGGGAGCCAGACUCAAAGGACACCUGCCCAAGGUGGAGAUGCCAAGUUUGAAGAUGCCAGUGGACCUCAAAGGGCCCAGGUGGAUAUCAAGGGCCCCCAAGCUGGACUCUCAAGAAAGGCCCAAGGCGAUGGCCAGCCCCCGAUGUGAAGUGUCUCUGCCCAGCGUGGAGGUGGACAUCCAGGCCCCAAGAGUCAAACUGGAUGGCGUGCGGCUGGAGGACCUGUCCCUGUGACAGGGCGUGACACCAAAGACAGCAGAUUCAAAAUGCCCAAGUUCAAAGAUGCCAUCGUUCGGGCUGUCGCUGAGCAAGUCCAUGGAGGCUUCAGUGGACGUGUCUGCGCCAAAGGUGGACAUCAAGACCACGGACAUAAGCAUUCAGCCCCCUUCCACCGAUCUGGAGGUCCAGGCUGGCCAAGUGGACAUGAUGCUCCCGGAGAACCACACCACCCGAGGAGCGAGCGUCAAAGGCACCUGCAAAGUGGAGAUACCCAGUUUCAAGAUGCCCAAAGUGGACCUCAAGGGCCCCCGGGUGCACAUCAAGGGCCCCAAGCUGGGCCCUGAAGAGGGCUCCAAGGUGGAGAGUGGCCCCGACAUGGGAGUGUCUCUGCCCAGCGUGGAGGGUUGGCGUCAGGCCCAGCCAAGCUGAGGCCGGCAUGGGGCUGGAGAGGACCUGUCCCUGGCCCACAAGGAUGUGACCACCAAAGACAGCAAGUUCAAAAUGCCCAAGUUCAAGAUGCCGUCCUAGGUGUCGGCCCCAGGCAAGUCCAUCGAGGCCUCGAUGGACGUGUCUACCAAGGUGGAGGCCGAACUGAGCCUCCCCUCCCAUUCAGAGGACCUCAAGACCACUGACCUCAGCAUUCCAGCCCCUUCCGCUGACCUGGAGGUCCAGGCUGUCCCGGGUGGACGUGAUGCUCCCAAGGCCACAUGGCCGAGAGGGCCGGCCUCAAGGGCACCUGCCCAGACAAGAAUGCCCAGUUUGAGAAUGCCCAAAGUGGACCUCAAGGGCCCCCAGGUGCACAUCAAGGGCUGGCUGGACCUGAAGGCCCCAGGAGUGGAGGUGAUGGCCCGCGUGGAGGUGUCUCUGCCCACCAGGGUGGAUAUCCAGGCCCCAGCGGCCAAGCAGUGCAGGGAUGGAGGACCUGUCCUAGCUGACAAGCACGUGACCGCAGACGGCAAGUUCAAAAUGCCCAAGUUCAAAGAGAUGCCAUCCUUCCGGGUGUCGGCCCCAGGCAAGCGCCAGGAGCCUCAGUGGGCCGUGUCUGUGCCAAGGUGGAGAGACCGCGUGAGCCUCCCUCAUCUGAGGACCUCCAAGACCACUGACCUCAGCAUUCAGGCCCCUUCCGCUGACCUGGAGGUCCAGGCUGUCAGCCUGGGCGUGGCGCUCCAGCCCGUGCCGAGGCCGGCGUCAAGGCACCUGCCCAAGGUGGAGAUGCCAAGUUUGAAGAUGCCCAAAUUGGACCUCAAAGGCCCCCAGGUGGACAUCAGGGGCCCCACGCUGGACCUGAAGGCCCCAAGGUGGAGGUGACGGCCCCCGGCGGUGAGUGUCUCUCCCAGCAUGGAGGUGGACAUCCAGGCCCAAGUCAAGGUGGACCACACGCAGAUGGAGGACCUGUCUCUGGCCGCCAACAAGGACUUGACUGCAAAAGACAGCAGGAUUCAAAAUCUUGGGGUCAAGAUGCUGUCCUUUGGGGUGUCGGCCCCAGGCAAGUGCCAGGCCACGGUGGGCGUGUCUGCGCCAAGGUGGAGGCCGGGCGUGAGCCUACCCUCCAUGCCAGGGGACCUCAAGACCACUGACCUCAGCAUUUAACAGGCCCCAUCCAGUAGAGCUGGAAGUCCAGAAUGCCAGGUGGACAUGAAGCUCCCGGUGACCCGUGCCCAGGGAGCUGGCCUCAAGGGCACCUGCAAGGUACCGAUGCCCAGUUUCAAGAUGCCCAAAGUGGACCUCAAGGGCCCCAGUGCACAUCAAGGGUCCCAAGCUGGACCUGAAGGCCCAAAGGCAGAGGUGGCGACUGACGUGGAGGUGUCUCUGCCCAGCGUGGAGGUGGAUGUCAGGCCCCAGGAGAGUCAAACUGGAUGGUGAUUGGAGGGACCUGUCCUGGCUGACAAGGACGUGACCGCCAAAGACAGCAAAUUCAAAAUGCCCAAGUUCAAGAUGCCAUGGUGGGCUGCAUCCACCCCAGGCAAGUCCAUGGAGGCCUCAGUUGACCUGUCUGCGCCGAAGGUGGAGGCCGACCUGAGCCUCCCCUCCAUGCAGGAGGACCUCAAGACCACGGACCUCAGCAUUCCAGCCCUAUCCGCUGACCUGGAGAGUCAGGCUGUCCAGGUGGACAUGACACUCCGGAGCCACUUGCCCGAGGGGCGUGAGGCGUCAAAGGCACCACCAAGGUGCAGAUGCAGUUGAAGAUGCCCAAAUGGACCUCAAAGGCCCCGGAGUGGAUAUCAGGGCCCCAAGCUGGACCUGAAAGGCCCCAAGUCGGAGUGUCCGGUUGUAGAGUGUCUCUGCCCAGUGUGAGUGGAAAUCCAGGACCGGGAGGCCAAGCUGGAUGGCGCACGGCUGGAGGACUGUCCCUGGCCGACAGAGCGUGACCACCGACACAGCAAAUUCAAAAUGCAGUUCAAGAUGCCAUCCUUCGGAGUGUCGGCCCCAGAACCGUCCGUGAGCCUCAGUGGGCGUGUCUGUGCGAAGGUGGAGACGAUGUGGGCACUCCCCUCCAUGCAGGGGACCUCAGACCACUGACCUCAGCAUUCAGCCCCUUCCUCCGACCUGGAGGUCCAGGCUGGCCAAGUGGACAUGACACUCCGAGGUGCUUGCCCGAGGCCGAGCGUCAAGAGGCACCUGCCCAAGGUGCAGAUGCCCAGUUUCAAGAUGCCCAAAGUGGACCUCAAACCCCAGGUGGGCGUCCAAAAUUGGGUGGACCUGAAGGAGCCCCAAGGUGGAAGUGACCCCAGCGUGGAUGUGUCUCUGCCCAGCGUGGAGGUGGACAUCAGGUCCCAGAACUAGCUGGAUGGCACACGGCUGGAGGGGGAACUGUCCCGGGCUGACAAGGACGUGGCCGCGAAAGACAGCAAGUUCAAAAUGCCCAAGUUCAAGAUGCCGUCCUUUGGGGUGUCAGCCCCAGGUAAGUCCAUCGAGGCCUCGGUGGACGUGUCUGUGUCAAGGUGGAGGCCAACGUGAGCCUCCCUCAUGCAGGACCUCAAGACCACUGACCUCAGCAUUCAGCCCCCUUCCGCCGAGCUGGAUGUCAGGCUUCAGGUGGACGUGAAGCUUCCUGAGGGCCCGUGCCCGAGGGCUGGCCUCAAGGGCACCUGCCCAAGGUGCAGAUGCCCGUUGAAGAUGCCCAAAGUGGACCUCAGAGCUGAGGUGGAUAUCAAGGUCCCCAAGCUGGACCUGCCCCAAGGCCGAGGUGACAGCCCGGCGGUGGAAGUGUCUCUGCCCAGCGUGGAGGUGGACAUCCAGGCCCUGGGAGCCAAGUUGGAUGAUGCCCAGCUGGAAGGCGGAACUAUCCCUAGCGACAAGGGCGUGACCACCAAACACAGCAAAUUCAAAAUGCCCAAGUUCAAGAUGCCAUCCUUCGGGGUGUCGGCCCCAGGCAAGUCCAUCGAGGCCUUGGUGGGCGUUCCUGCGCCGAAGGUGGAGGCCCGGCGUGAAACCUCCUCCAUGCAGGGGACCUCGAGACCACAGACCUCAGCAUUCAGCCCCCUUCUGCAGCCUGAAGUCCAGGCUGUCAGGUGGAUAUGGCUCCCGGAGGGCCACGCCGAGGCCGCAAGGGCGCCUGCCCAGGUGGAUGCCCAGUUUCAGAUGCCCAAGAGUGGACCUCAGGGCCCCCAGGUGGACGUCAGGGCCCAAGCUGAACCUGAAGGCCCCAAGGCCGAGGUGACCGCUCCCGAGCGUGAGUGUCUCUGCCCAGUGUGGAGUGGACAUCCAGGUCCAGAAGCCAAGCUGAACCACACACGGAUGGAGGAGGACCUGUCUGUAGCCGACAAGGACUUGACCAGCAAAGACAGCAAGUUCAAAUGCCCGUUCAAGAUGCCGUCCUUGGUGUCGGCCACGAGCAAGUCCAUCGAGGCCUCGAUGGGCGUGUCUACCACCAAGGUGGAGGCGAACUGAGCCUCCCCUCCUUCAGGGGACCUCAAGACCACUGACCUCAGCAUUGAGCCCCCAUCCGCUGAGCUGGUCCAGGCUGUCCAAGUGGACGUGAAGCUCCUGGAGAGCCAUGUGCCCGAGCUGGCCUCAAGGAGCACCCUGCCCAAGGUAAUGCCCAGUUUCAAGAUGCCCAAAAGUGGACGUCAAAGGGCCCCAAGCUGGACCUGAAAGGCCCCAAGGCGAGUGAUGACCCCUGGCGUGCUGGGUGUGUCUCUGCCCAGCGUGGAGGUGGACAUCCAGGCCCAGGCCAAGGUGGACGGCACACGGCUGGAGGGGGAACUGUCCCUGGCUGACAAGGAUGUGACUGCGAAAGACAGCAAGUUCAAAAUGCCAAAGUUCAAGAUGCCUUCCUUGGUGUCGGCCCCAGGCAAGUCCAUCGAGGCCUCGGUGGGCGUGUCUGCGCCCAGGUGGGAGGCAGCCGUGAGCCUCGUCUCCAUGCAGGAGGGUCUCAAGACCACGGGACAUAAGCAUUCAGCCCCUUCCGCUGACCUGGAAGUCAGGCUGGCCAAGUGGACAUGGCGCUCCCAGAGUGACCCACCUGCCCGAGGCGGCGUCAAGCACCUGCCAAGGUGGAGAUACUUGAUUUCAAGAUGCCCAAAGUGGACCUCAAGAAUUUGGGUGCACAUCAGGGGUCCCAAGCUGGACCUGCAGGGAGGAGGAGGAGAGAGGCCUAAGGCAGAGUGACGGCCCCCGGCGUGGAAUGUCUCUGCCCAUACGGAGGUGAAUGUCAGGCCCCAGGAGUCAAACUGGAUGAGCGCCACGGCACAGAGGGGACUAUCCACAGCGUGGGGCGUGACCGCCAAGCAGCAAAUUCAAAUGCCCAAGUUCAAGAUGCCAUACGUUCGGAGCUCUCCGCCCCAGGCAAGUCAUAGGCCUCAGUUGACCUGUCUGCGCCCAAGGUGGGAGAGCGGCGUGACCUCCCUCCAUGCAGGGGACCUCACGACUACGGACCUCAGCAUUCAGCCCCCAUCCGCCGACCUGGAAGUCAGGCUGUCCAGUGGACAUGGCGCUCCCAGGGCCACUUGCCCGAGGCCGGCGUCAAGGGCACCUGCCCAGUGCAGAUGCCCAGUUGAAGAUGCCCAAGUGGACCUCAAAGGCCCCCAGGUGGAUAUCAAGGGCCCCAAGCUGGACCUGAAGGCCCCAAGUCGGAGUGUCCGGCCCGCCUUGGAGGUGUCUCUGCCCAGUGUGGAGGUGCAAAUCAGGACCCGGGAGCCAAGCUGGGACGAGGCGCACGGCUGGAGAGAACUGUCCCUGGCAGGCAAGGAUACGGACAAACACAGCAAAUUCAAAAUGCCACCCAAGUUCAAGAUGCCAUCCUUCCAGAGUGUGGCCCCAGGCAAGUCCAUCGAGGCCUCAGUGGGCGUGUCUGUGCCGAGGUGGAGAGUCGAUGUGAGCCUCCCCUCCAUGCAGGGGGAAUUGAAGACCAGUGACCUCAGCAUUCAGCCCCCUUCCGCUGACCUGGAGUCCAGGCUGUCAGGUGGACAUGACCUCCCAGAGGCCCUUGUCGAGGCCGGCGUCAAGAGGCACCUGCCCAAGGUGCAGAUGCCAGUUGAGAAGAUGCCAAAGUGGACCUCAAGGCCCCCAGGUGGGCGUCAAGGCCCCAAGCUGAGACCUGAAGGCCCCAAGGCCGAGAGUGGCGGCCCCACGUGUGAAGUGUCUCUGCCAGCUGUGAAGUGGACAUCACAGCCCCAGAAUGGCUGGAUGCGCCCCAGCUGGAGGAGAACUGUCCCUGGCUGACAGGGCGUGACCGUGAAAGACAGCAAGUUCAAAAUGCCCAAGUUCAAGAUGCCCCGUCCUUUUGGGGUGUCAGCCCCAGACAAGUCCAUCGAGGCCUCGGUGGGCGUGUCUGUGUCAAGGUGGAGGCCAGCGUGAGCCUCCCUCCAUGCGAGGACCUCAGACCACUGACUUCAGCAUUCCAGCCCCUUCCGUGAGCUGGAUGUCCAGGCUGUCCAGGUGGAUGAAGCUUCCUGGGAGCCCACGUGCCCGAGAGGCUAGCCUCAAGGGCACCUGCCCAAGGUGCAGAUGCCAGAGAAGAUGCCCAAAGUGGACCUCAAGGAGCCCCCAUGUAGUCUCAAGGUCCCCAAAGGCGGAAGUAGACCCCCGGCGUGGAUAAUGUCUCUGCCCAGCGUGGAGUGGACAUCCAGGCCCAAGGCCAAGCUGGACAAGCACUUCGGCCUGGAGGAACUGUCCCUGGCUGACAAAGGACUGACCGGGAAAGACCUUAAGUUCAAAAUACCCAAGUUCAAGAUGCGUCCUUUGGGGUGUCCAACGCAGGCAAGUCCAUACGAGGCCUCAAUGGACAUAUCCUACUAAAAGAGUGAAGCCAACGUAGGCCUGCCCUCCACUGCGGGGGACCUCAAGACCACGGACCUCAGCAUUCAGCCCCCUUCUGCGAGCUGGAUACUCCAGGGUCAGGUGGAUGUGAAGCUCCCUGAGGGCCAUGUGCCCGAUGGAGCCAGCCUCAAAGGGCACCUGCCCAAGGUGCAGAUGCCCAGUUUGAAGAUGCCCAAAGUGGACCUCAAGGGCCCCCAGGUGGAUAUCAAGGGCCCCAAGCUGGACCUGAAGGCCCAAGGCCGAGUGGCCUGACUGACGUGGAGAGUGUCUCUGCCCAGCGUGGAGGUGGAUGUAGGCCCAGGAGUCAAACUGGAUGACACGCGGCUGGAGGACCUAUCCCUGGCUGACAGGAGCGUGACCGCCAAAGACAGCAAAUAAAUGCCCAAGUUCAAGAUGCCAUCAUUCGGGCUGUCGCCCCAGGCAGAAUCCAUGGAGGCCUCGGUGGGCGAUGUCUGUGCCGAGGUGGAGGCCGCAUGAGCCUCCUCACGCAGGGACCUCAAGACCACGGACCUCAGCACUCAGCCCUCUUCCACUGAGCUGGAAGUCAGGCUGUCCAGGCACCUGCCCAGAGUGCACCUGCCCAAGGUGCAGAUGCCCAGUUUCAAGAUGCCCAAGGUAGACCUCAAGGGCCCCCAGGUGGAUGUCAAGGGCCCCAAGUUGGACCUGAAAGGCCCCAAGGCAGAGGUGACGGUCCCCGACAUGGAGGUGUCUCUGCCCAGCGUGGAGGUGGAUGUCCAGGCCACGGGAGCCAAGCUGGACACCAGGGGGCUGGAGGGGCACCUGUCCCUGGCUGAAAAGGACGUGACCACUAAAGACAGCAAGUUCAAAAUGCCCAAGUUCAAGAUGCCGUCGUUUGGGGUGUCGGCCCCAGCGAAGUCCAUUGAGGCCUCAGUGGACGUGUCUGUGCCAAAGGUGGAGGCCGACGUGAGCCUCCCCUCCGUGCAGGGCGACCUCAAGACCAGUGACCUGAGCUUUCAGCCCCCUUCCGCUGACCUCGAGGUCCAGGCUGGCCAGGUGGACGUGAAGCUCCUGGAGGGCCACGUGCCCGAGGGAGCCAGCCUCAAAGGGCACCUGCUCAAGCUGCAGAUGCCCAGUUUCAAGGGUCCCCAGGUGGACGUCACGGGCCGCAAGCUGGACCUGAAAAGCCUCAAGGCUGAAGUGAUGGUCCCCGACGUGGAGGUGUCUCUGCCCAGCACGGAGGUGGACAUCCAGGCCCCAGGAGCGAUGUUUCACGGCGCGGGGCUAGAGGGGGACCUGUCCCUGGUCCACGAGGAUUUAGCUGCAAAAGACAGCAAGUUUCAAGUGCAAAAACUGAGCACGUCUGGUGCGGAAUGGUCGUCAAAGAAAAUUUCCAUGUCAUCCUCUGAAAUCAAAGGAAAUGUUACAUUCCGUGAGAAGACUUCAGCAUUUCCCAUUGUGGAGUCUGUUGUUCGUGAAGGUGAUCUUCAUGAUCCAUCACGCGACAGUAACCUGGGGCUUGCUGUUGGAGAAGCUGGAGUGGAUUCGAAGUUUAAGAAACUGCAUUUAAAAAUGCCCAAAGUUUCAUUUUCUUCUGCCAAAACUGCUAAAGAUAGUUUAGUCUCAGGUGCAGAAUCUAGCGUAGGUCUUUCCACGAUUCCCUUAUCUUCAGAAUCCUCAAGUUGUGAAUUACAGCAGGUUUCGGGUGGUUCAGAGCCAUCCAUGCAGAUGCCUGAGGUUGGUUUGACUGGGUUUCCAUCAUCCCGGAUUGAUCUCACUGGUCCUCACUUUGAAUCUUCUAUUCUCUCUCCCUGUGAGGGUGUUACACUUACAAAAUACCAGGUGACCGUUCCCAGAGCUGCCUUGGCCCCUGAGCUUGCUCUGGAAAUUCCUUCUGGGUCUCAGGCUGAGUUUCCUCUUCCCAAGACAGAGUGCUCUGCUGACCUGCAACCUCCAGAGGGAGUUCCAAUAUCUGAAACCGAGAGUCACUCUGGUCCACUGAAUUCCAUGAUUCCUGUUUCUCUUGGUCAGGUGUCUUUUCCUAAAUUCUAUAAACCAAAGUUUGUGUUUUCAGUUCCCCAAAUGUCAGUUCCUGAGGGAGACUUACAUGCAGCAGCGGGUGCCCCAGUCAUGUCUCCUCUUAGCCCUGGAGAGGGAGUGCAGUGCCCCUUGCCAAGCACCCAUCUGCCAUCCCCAGGCACCUCUGUGUCCCAGGGCCCGGAAGAGCUUGUGGCCUCCUUGCAGACAUCAGUAGCGGUCCCCGGAGAAGCCCCUUCUGAAGAUACUGACCACGAAGGGAAAGGGAGUCCCUUCAAAAUGCCUAAGAUUAAGCUUCCAUCAUUUAGGUGGUCCCCGAAGAAGGAAGCAGGGCCAAAGGUGGACCCAGAAUGCAGCGUGGAAGACUCAAAACUCAGCCUGGUUUUAGACAAGGAUGAAGUGGCCCCGCAGUCUGCCAUGCACAUAGAUCUGCCUCCUGAGAGGGAUGGAGAGAAGGAAAGGAGCACAAAGCCUGGCUUCGCCAUGCCAAAACUUGCACUACCCAAAAUGAAGGCUUCUAAGAGUGGGGUCAGCCUGCCACAGAGAGACAUGGAUCCUUCUCUUUCUAGUGUCACAGCAGGGGGUAGCUUUCAAGACACAGAAAAGGCCAGCACUGACGGUGGUGGGGGAGGACUUGGUGCAACAGCAAGUGCCACAGAAGGUAAGGGUGUGAACCUCCCCUGUCCACAGGUCCGCAUUCCCAGUUUGGGCUUUGCCAAACCUGAUCUCAGAUCCUCCAAGGCCAAGGGGCAGGUGAGCCAGUCUGAAGCUGACCUGCCUCUUCCCAAACAUGAUCUGUCUACCGAAGGUGACAGCAGAGGAUGUGGGCUCGUCGAUGUCCCAGCAAGCCAGCCUUGUGGGGAGGGGAUAGCUCCCACACCUGAAGACCCCCUCCAGCCAUCCUGUAGAAAACCAGAUGCUGAAGUCCCCACAGUGGAAAGCCCAGAGGAGGAAGCCAUGACCAGGGACUCGCAGGAAAGCUGGUUUAAAAUGCCCAAGUUCCGCAUGCCCAGCCUUAGGCGCUCUUCCAGGGACAGAGGCGGGGAUGGAAAGCUGGAAGUGGCUCAGACACAGGCACCGGCAGCAACAGGGGAUGAAGCAGCAGCUAGAGUCAAAGAGUUCCUUGUUUCUGGGUCAAACAUGGAGGCAAGUAUGUCCCUACAGCUCCCAGAGGCAGAUGCAGAAGUGACAGCUUCUGAGAGCAAAUCAUCCACAGAUGUUCUAAGGUGUGAUCUUGACAGCACAGGCUUGAAGCUGCACCUUUCCACUGCUGGGAUGACUGGGGAUGAGCUUUCCACUUCUGAGAUCAGGAUCCAUCCAACCAAAGGACCUCUCCCUUUUCAGAUGCCUGGCAUGAGGCUUCCAGAAACCCAGGUUCUUCCAGGAGAAAUAGAUGAGACUCCUCUUUCCAAGCCAGGACAUGACCUUGCCAGCAUGGAGGAUAAAACAGAGACAUGGUCAUCCCAGCCUGAAGGUCCACUUAAACUGAAAGCUUCAAGUACUGAUAUGCCAUCCCAGAUUUCUGUGGUUAAUAUGGAUCAACUGUGGGAAGAUUCUGUACUAACUGUCAAAUUCCCCAAAUUAAAGGUACCGAGGUUCUCCUUCCCUGCCCCCAGCUCAGAGGAUGACGUGUUCAUCCCCACUGUGAGGGAAGUGCAGUGUCCAGAGGCAAAUAUUGACAUAGCCCUUUGUAAGGAAAGUCCAGGGCUCUGGGGAGCCAGCAUCCUGAAGGCAGGUGCUGGGGUCCCCAGGGAGCAGCCUGUGGAGCUUAACCUGCCUUUGGAAGCUUCCCCAAUUUCAAAGGUCAGAGUGCAUAUUCAGGGUGCUCAGGUUGAAAGUCAAGAAGUCACUAUACACAGCAUAGUGACACCAGAGUUUGUAGAUCUCUCAGCACCCAGGGCUUUUUCCACUCAGAUUGUGCGGGAAUCAGAGAUCCCUGCAUCAGAGAUUCAAACACCUUCAUAUGGAUUUUCCUUAUUAAAGGUGAAAAUUCCAGAGCCCCACACACAGGCUAGAGUGUACACAACAGUGACUCAGCACUCUAGGACUCAGGAGGGCGCAGACGAGGCUCCCACACAAGCUGCCCCAGGAGCAGACUCCAUUUCUGGAGAUCUCCAGCCUGACACUGGAGAACCAUUUGAGAUGAUCUCUUCCAGCGUCAAUGUACUGGGACAGCAAACACUCACAUCUGAACUUCCUUCUGGCCAUCAGCUUGCAGACAGCUGUUCAGAUGAGGAGCCAGCAGAAAUUCUUGAGUUUCCCCCUGAUGAUAGCCAAGAGGCAACCACACCACUGGUGGAUGAAGGCAGGGAUCCAAAAGAGAAACCAGAAAGUAAAAAAUCUGGUCUGCUCUGGUUUUGGCUUCCAAAUAUUGGGUUUUCCUCUUCUGUUGAUGAGACAGGUGUCGAUUCCAAAAAUGACAUCCAGAGAUCUGCUCCUAUUCAAUCACAGCCUGAGGCACGAUCAGAGGCAGAACUGCCUAAAAAACAGGAGAAGGCAGGCUGGUUCCGAUUUCCCAAAUUAGGGUUCUCCUCAUCUCCUACCAAGAAAAGCAAAAGCACUGAAGAUGAGGCAGAGCUGGAAGAACAAAAACUUCAAGAAGAAACAAUCACCUUUUUUGAUGCCCGAGAAAGUUUCUCCCCUGAAGAGAAGGAAGAGGGUGAACUGGUCGGGCCUGUGAGCACUGGGCUGGACUCCAGAGUGACAGUGACAUCUGUGGCAAGAACAGAGUUAAUCCUGCUAGAGCAGGACAAAAAAGCUGAUGAUGUAGGCAAAGGCUCAGUCCUGUGACCAAAUGAAGGCUGAGAGGAAUGGCUCAUCAGCAUAAGAGAGAUGCAAAAAACUAAGUUGGAAAGUAAAGGCUACACACACAUAUGGAGCACCCCAUCCCACAGCACAUUACAUCCACCUCACUUCACAGAACUGAGAACAGAGCAGAAAUGACCAGAACACCUUUGUCACCAUCACACUGCCCUCCUAAAAUGGAACCAAAGCUUUGGAUGCAAAGAAGGCACCCUGACUUCCCACAAGACACCAGAAUUCACACGGUACUCAGAGGCAUUGCUGGGAAAGUUUGUUGGUCUUUAUUAGAAAAAUUUCAAGAGACCUGUCCAUAAUACCCAACAGAACAUGAGUGUUUCUUUGAGGUAAGGGUUCUAAUGUCUGUGGUGUAUGAGUAGUUUUUGGUAUAACUUCUUUCCUGCUGCUGCUGCUUCCUGGCAAACAUAGUUUUCCUAUUUCAGGCAGAGUGCGGUAUAUUCCAGGAGACACUGUUUCCUUCUCUCUUAGCUUACUUCUUUGUUGAAUUCUCACUAAUGGCAAGCUUCAAGAUGUUUUGUGUGACAAUACACACAUGCUAGGCAGAAGGGUGAUGGCGUCCAGUGGCUGGCAGCCGGGCCAGCAGAAGCCAGGACAUCUGUGAGUUGUCAUUCUCAUCUAUCCAUGUCCACUUGCUUGCCAGCAUCCACCAGUGCCUUGCCAGCGUGCACGGUCCCACACUGUGGCCCCUGAGUCUCCUAAUGUACAUGCUGCAGCCAGAAUGCAGAUGGAGCUGGCUUGGCUGUUCCCUGGAUGGGCAAUAAAGAAAGUGCUGCAUCCCA
This is a messenger RNA of Chlorocebus sabaeus (green monkey), 17803 nucleotides long. Lineage: Eukaryota; Metazoa; Chordata; Mammalia; Primates; Cercopithecidae. The record is from RefSeq and is a predicted model, not a curated record.